Scomber scombrus (Atlantic mackerel) is the source of this 1904-nucleotide messenger RNA. It is a transcript of the gene hlx1, whose product is annotated as H2.0-like homeo box 1 (Drosophila). The coding region runs from base 149 to 1270 and encodes 373 amino acids. The transcript has 4 exons. Gene Ontology annotation, biological process: regulation of DNA-templated transcription. Lineage: Eukaryota; Metazoa; Chordata; Actinopteri; Scombriformes; Scombridae. Gene Ontology annotation, molecular function: DNA-binding transcription factor activity, RNA polymerase II-specific; sequence-specific DNA binding. The record is from RefSeq and is a predicted model, not a curated record.
UAGGAUUUCAGAGUUGGGAGAGCGAUUUUGGCACUUACACAAAGAGGACGGUCAUCUCUACCCUAAAACGCCCUCCCUGCUUUUUUUUACAUGUCUGUCCUCUCAUCCCUUCUACUGAGAAACAAUAAGACGCGUUAGAACCUCCGGGAUGUACACGGCCGGGCUCAACCCGUUUUACGCAUCCAAUUUUAGCCUCUGGUCCGCGUACUGCGCAGGGGGCUUCGCUGUGGAUACGAUGAAGAAACCCUCGUUUUGCAUUGCAGACAUUUUGCAGGCUGGAGAUGCGGAGAACAUCCCCGGUUCGUCGGCCCUCAUGGUGCAUAUGGGACACCAUCGUGCGCAGGGGCACUCCGGCAGCUCCCCGCUGCGCCCUUCUCCUGUUGCGCCUGAGCCGUCGGUGUAUGCGAGGGUGAGUCCCGGGUCUCCGUACCACAGACACGGACUACAGCUAACCUCAGUCUCCAGAACGACAUUUAACUCCCAGCAAGCUCCUCCACCUUCAAGCAAAGACCUCAAAUUUGGAAUUGAUCGGAUAUUGUCGACAGACUUUGAUCCAAAAAGCAAAGAAAAGUCGUCGUUAAGAGAUCUCACAUCCAUCGUUAGCUCGAACCGUCAGUCAGGGAUCCACAUCCCCAUUCAGCCUCCGGCCAGCCAGUACUUCUCCUCCAUAGACCCCGGGAUGGUCGACGCUUCCUCCAUGAUGAGUUCACUAGGCUGCAGCAGCAGACAAUCAGGCCAGCAUCAGUUUCAGGACACCUUCCCAGGUCCCUAUGCUGUCCUCACAAAAGACACAAUGCCACAGACAUACAAGAGGAAAAGGUCAUGGUCGCGGGCAGUGUUUUCAAAUCUGCAGAGAAAAGGACUCGAGAAGAGAUUCGAAAUACAGAAGUAUGUCACCAAGCCAGACAGAAAACAGCUGGCCGCCAUGCUCGGGCUGACAGACGCUCAGGUCAAGGUCUGGUUCCAGAACAGGCGCAUGAAGUGGAGACACUCCAAAGAGGCGCAGGCUCAGAAAGACAAGGACAAGGAGCAGCCGGACAAGACCCCGUCAGAGUCCAGCAGGGAGCCCAAAGAGCCGGUGGAGUCGGAGUGUGAGAGCGACGUCAGGAGCGAGUGUGAUUCAGACGAGGCCCAGGAGGAGAACUCUGGACUUUUGGACGUUUCCGAGCAUAAUAAAACCAGCGUGAUCAUGAGCGGGAACGCGCCGGCGAGCAGCACGGAGACAGCGGCCGCAGUCACAGACACACCGGCCUCACAGAUACUGAUAUGAAGGCGAUUCAUGAACAGUAACUUGUGAUUUUGACAGAAGAACGACAGUGAUUUUUAAAUGCAUCUGGAGUGGCAGGCACAGUCUCAGAUCCUUAAACCAGGCCUGGAUCAAACAGACAGUAUUAUCUGUUAAAUAUGAGACAUUAUUACCGUCCUACGUCUUAAAUAAAGUCCAAACACAAGGAGCGAAGGCCAUAAAUAAUUUACUAAGAUUUCUUUACCUCCAUUUUUUUCUCUGAGGCUGUAAUUAUAAAACACACUUGCAAAUUGAAACAUCGGAUUUGUAGCCAUCUCCAGUGUCUCCUUGCUGUCGUUUUCCUCUCAGAGCUUCUGUGUGCAUGGUGAUGUCCUCCUUCGUCUGAGGGAAAUACGCGGUUGUGAAUUUUAUUAUUAGGUUAUGAACCACUCGUUUCACGUCCUAAAGGAGAUCUCAGAACAUCACGCUGUGUUCAUCAUGUAUUUUAUGUCUGGAUAUAUGGUUGUGCUAUUUUGUUAAUAAUAAUUUGCACUGAAAAUAUUGUAAAUAAAAUGUUUCUUACUUUAACAUUUGGAUCACGGCGUUCAAUGUAUUAUUAUCAUUAUUAUUAUUAUUGAAUUGUUUGAAAUUGCAAUUUGCUCGCUCAUGAUGACUAAGU